This is a messenger RNA of Cuscuta campestris, 2030 nucleotides long. NCBI's taxonomy places the organism in Eukaryota, Viridiplantae, Streptophyta, Magnoliopsida, Solanales, Convolvulaceae. The record is from the annotation of a GenBank genome assembly.
UUCUGUUUGGACGUGGAAAUUCUGAUUUGGAUGGACGGCUUCAAAUUAAUAGCAUUAGAGCACUGUUUGGUCUUCUUUCUGCUACCAGAGUUCUAAUAGCAUUAUAGUACUGCUUGAUUUUAAUUUCGAAGCUAGCGACAAGGAGCUUCUGGGGGCUGCAGCUUCUCAUUAUCGGAACAGGGAGCUGAUUCCGGACGGCGGCAGGAGACAUUUUUUUCGGCCGGCGGCAACUCCCAUCGGAAUCUGACUUGACUGAAUCAGCUGCAUCCGGUUCCAUCCAUUUUUUUAAAACACUUUUGUAGUUUAUUUGUAAAUCCAAACUCACUCAUAGAUUGCUAAACAUUGUUUUUCUUUAUAAUUUACUCAGUAAAACUUUAGAUUUGGGUGUUGCAUGUUUUCAAGGGUUUGAUGAUCACUAUGGUCUUGUUUUGUUCUAAUAAUCUUGUCUUCCAAUUCAAUUCCUUACCCAAAAAAAAGAUUCACUUAUGUUGUAGGUGGUGUUUAAUUAACAAAGUAUUUGACUCCCCUAUAACUAUCCCUUGCGGGAAUGACAAAAAUACUUGCUACUUACUAAGUUACUAUAACAAUACACCUAAAAAAGUAAUUAAUCGAUCUCCUUUCUUAUACUAUUGUUCUUUAUCACUGGCUAGUUAAUCAUGAUUUACUUAUAGUCACUAACUACUUGUGUACGUGUAUUUCUAGUAAUACGGUCGAUGGGAGUGUGGAGAAAUGGGUAAUACUUUGAAGGAAUUGUGGAGCAAGAAGACAAUAUUGAGUCUGGGUUUGGGACAAGCUCUGUCUCUUUUAAUCACAUCUACUGGCUUCGCAUCCUCUGAACUAGCCAGAAAAGGAAUUAACGCCCCCACUUCUCAGUCUUUCCUCAAUUAUGUGCUCUUGGCGUUGUUCUAUGGAGGCAUCAUGAUAUACCGAAAGAAGCCUCUCAAGGUGAAAUGGUAUUAUUAUAUCAUUCUCGGUUUGGUUGAUGUAGAGGCUAAUUUUCUAGUUGUGAAAUCUUAUCAGUACACGUCUCUAACAAGUGUCAUGCUACUGGAUUGUUGGGCAAUUCCAUGUGUCAUGCUUUUUACUUGGAUUUUCUUGAAGACGAAAUACAAAAUCGGAAAAUUCAUUGGUGUUUUUGUCUGUGUUGCUGGUCUUGUGCUGGUUGUCUUUUCAGAUGUACAUGCGGCAGAUCGAUCAAGUGGGAGCAACCCUAUCAAGGGAGAUGUACUUGUAAUUGCUGGAGCAACACUGUAUGCUGUGAGUAAUGUGUGUGAGGAGUUUUAUGUUAAAAGUGCUGAUACAGUUGAACUCAUGGCACUUUUGGGUGUCUUUGGUGCCAUCUUCAGUGCUUGCCAAAUAAGCAUACUUGAGCGCAAUGAAUUGAAGUCUAUUCAUUGGACAUCGGGAACAACAUUUCCUUUCAUUGGAUUUUCACUGGCAAUGUUUUUAUUUUACUCAGGAGUUCCCAUCUUACUCAAGAUUAGUGGCUCAACCAUGCUGAACCUGUCCUUGCUAACAUCUGAUAUGUGGGCUGUCUUUAUUCGCAUUUUUGCAUAUCAUGAAAAGGUUGAUUGGAUGUACUUUGUUUCCUUUGCUGCGGUUGUUGUUGGGCUCAUUGUUUAUUCUGGAGCGGCAGAGGUUGCUGAACAAAGGAAACAACCUGACGAGGAGGUUGGUUCGGGUCACUUCAUCCAAAAUGAUGCUGCUGCAACUAGCAAUGCAUUAGGUGCUGGUGUGAGAAACGAUACAUUAGCAAAGAAGUGAGAUUUCGAAUUCUGUUUUCUUGCCUUGGCCUAUGUUUUUUUUUUGUUCGUCAACCCAUUCUUCUCUCGUCCAUAAAGUGAGACUUUCUCUGUCUCCAAAUAAAAUUUUUACUCGUAGUUUUUUCUUUUGAUUGUUUCUCGUAAAUAAAGUCCUCAUUCUUUUUUUAAGGAAUAAAUUGUGGUUGCCUUUGUUUCUUUAAAUUCCAAAUUCUCACACACAAUCCCAUAUUAUGUACCAAAAAAACACAAUCCCAUACUAGGGUUUCU